Molecule: messenger RNA, 2009 nt
Organism: Hylaeus volcanicus
Lineage: Eukaryota; Metazoa; Arthropoda; Insecta; Hymenoptera; Colletidae
Product: probable cytochrome P450 305a1
Exons: 8
Coding region: 523-2004 (493 amino acids)
Biological process (GO): xenobiotic metabolic process
Cellular component (GO): intracellular membrane-bounded organelle; cytoplasm
Molecular function (GO): oxidoreductase activity, acting on paired donors, with incorporation or reduction of molecular oxygen, reduced flavin or flavoprotein as one donor, and incorporation of one atom of oxygen; heme binding; iron ion binding
Source: RefSeq, a predicted model, not a curated record
AGUAUUCGAUCGGGUAAAGGUAUUCAUGAAAUGAAGCUCGCGUUUGUCUGUCCUAGGCGUAUUAUAACUUAAGAGUAACGUUGUCACGUAAUUGAUACCGAACAUGACGUUAUAGCGAGCCUACGUAACGUUAUGCUGUGACCUGAGACCGAACCCAUCGGGCAGGAAAAGUUGUCUAACUAUAUCACAUUGAAGCAUCGCCAACUCUGUCUUCUUUCUUUCUUCGACUUUGAUAUGCUCGCAAAGAAAGAGCCGAGAGCUUAGCUUAUAGAACUACUCGGCCCAGGCACAGGCUUAUCGAGGGAGCCGCGUUAUCGACGAUAGUUGGGCGCUCAUAAACUGUUGCCAUCAUUUCAACGUGCAUACACUGCAUCUUAGUUACGACCAGACAAAAUUUGUUCAACGAAUAACUAUCGAUCGUUCGCGGCACUUUGGCAUAGUCUACGUUUGUUCGCCAUCAGACUUGGUAGCCCCGGUGGAAAUAGAAUUCAAUAAACACGCUAUUAAACGAUACGUUCCGCGAUGUUCGUCACAGGGACGCUGAUGAUCGUGGUGGUGGUGUUGCUACUGAUUAAUCUGGCGAUCAAGCUAAGAUCGGAAGAACAUCCGCCAGGUCCAUUCCCGUGGCCGUUUAUCGGCAACUACUUUUUACUGAAACGUCUCGCACGUGAACUUGGAGGACAGCACUUGGCCUUCUCUGAACUUUCUAGGCGAUACGGCAGCGAAGUGAUAAACUUGAAUCUCGGUAUCAGCAAGAUGAUAGUGGUAUCCGGAAGCAAGUCUGUCGAAACGGUGUUGGAAAGCGAGGAAUUCGACGGACGACCUUGGAACGAGUUCAUCAAAAUGCGAAAUUUCGGAAAGAAGCAAGGCGUAACGAUGAACGACGGACCGCAUUGGAAGUUCCUGCGCAACUGGACCAUGCGGACCUUGAGGUCCCUCGGCUUCGGGAAGUACGGCAUGUCGGAGAUGAUCAAGGAGGAGCUAACGAUCGCGUUGGAGAGUUUGAAGAAGGGAGGCGUAUAUCGAUUGAAACCCGUGAUCAGUCCCGUCGUGAUAAACGUCCUGUGGAGGCUGUCGACUGGAGCGCGCUUCAGCGAGAACGCGAGAUUAGAGUACUUCGUCGACUUGAUGGAACGUCGCGCGCGAGUUUUCGACAUGGCCGGAGGGAUUCUCUCAAUUUUCCCAUGGAUUCGUUACGUCGCGCCCGAGGCGUCCGGUUACAAACUUCUCGUCACGCUGAACACCAAGCUCAAGGAAUUCCUGAUGGAAGUCAUCGUCGAACACAAAGAGAAGUACGUCGCGGGGAGCGAGGCGGACCUGAUAGACAUGUUCAUCCACGGGAUGGUCAACGAGAAAGGAGAGGAUCCCAUCUUCACCGACGAUCAAUUAGUGAUGAUAAUGGUCGACCUCUUUCUCGCUGGCGUCACCACUACGGAGACCACUUUGGAGCUCCUUUUUCUGAACAUGGUGGUGCACCAGGACGUCCAACGGAAGCUUCAACAGGAAAUCGACUCCGUGAUUCCACCUGACAGGCUUCCUGACUUGUCCGACAUGCCGAAGCUUCCUUACGCGAGGGCUGUGAUGACCGAAACCCAACGUCGCUGGACGGUGAUACCAGUGAUCGGACCGCGUCGCGUUCUACAGAAAACGAGACUCGAGAACUACAGGAUACCAAAGGACAGCACCGUUUUGAUAAACCUGAACUCCGUCCACAUGGACCCCGAUAUCUUCCCCGAUCCAGAGAAAUUUCAACCGGAGAGGUUCCUCAAAGACGGAGAAUUCGACAACGCCCCAAACACUUUGUUCUUCGGAAAAGGAAAAAGGCGCUGUCCCGGCGACGUGUUGGCGAAGACGGCGUUGUUCCUUCUGUUCAUCGGUGUGAUGCAAAAGUAUUCCCUGCUUCCGGUUCCUGGUAAAGGACCGACGUCCAUAGAAGUAACUUCUGGCAUAUUGAUCUCGCCCAAGCCGUACGAGAUAUUAGUCGUGCCACGAACAAAUAAUUAAUCCGA